AUGCCAGCAGUAACGGCUGGUGUGUUUGCAUGUUUUCCCUUAUCAAUUUUGUUCUAUGACUUUCCAUCUGUAUGUACGUAUCUAUUUAUUUAUGUGCAUUUACCACGGAAAUGUAUGGUCUGUCAUGGGUGUCCUUUUUUUUUUUUUUUUUUUGGUUUAUUCGUGGUAAGGGGUGUUAUCUUCAACUGCCCAAAUCCGCUAUCAAGCGCGAGUGGAUUAGGCGGGGAAAAGGGAGGAGGAAGGUCACCAACAAGAAGACAGAGAAGAAAGAUAUAUAUAUAUAUAUAUAUUAGAGAAGGGCAGAAUUCGAUAAGGCCUGCUGUCGACCGUUGCGGCGACUCAAUGAUGCAUAGAAAUAUUCAUGGUGGAACUACUAGUGCUACUAUUGCUAAUACUGAUAGUGCUCUGUUGAGCCCUCCUCCCCACACUAACGUACCACCACUACCAGCCGGGAUGGAUCCAACGUAUUAUGCAUUGAGUCUUCUGCGUCGCCGUCGUCUGGAGGAGUGCAUCGCCGUCUCGACGCAAUAUCUCGCUGUCUUCAAUGAAAAGAUGAGACUGACAUCGUCCAUGCCGCAGAAACAGGCAGAUGGUGUGGAUGAGCCGUUGUGGUUCAUACAGACACGAGCUCUUAUUACGCAGGACUGGUUUGAUGAACUUGACGUGGAUAAUGACGGCGUGGAUGAAGUGCUACUGGAUGGGGAACAAAACAUAUCCUCCACUGCACAUCGUCCGGGUACAUCCCUGCAGCGGAAGGACACCCCAACAGGGACAACAAUCCCCACAGGCAUGGCGCAGCGACAGGGCACGGCACGCCCCAUCAGCAGUCGUUACGGCUACGUGCGGCCGGGGACACAAAGCAGAAACCGUCCAGGCACAAUGUCUAUCCGACCCAUCACAUCACGCAUGAUGCGCAUUGGCACAGCGUCGUUGCAGGCUGUCCCUGGUGGCCCUCAUAUAGACGUGCGGAAUUUAAAUCUUGAGAAGUAUGGUCGUGCGAAUCCGAUUGUGGCGAGGAUUCUGUGCGACUUUUUGCUCCACGUGGAGCACCGGCCGAGAAUGGUGCUGGAACUUGGGGCCAUCGCACUGGAGCAGCAGCCGAAGGAUUGGUGGUGGAUGUCACGUAUGGGUCAGGCGUACUAUCGUCUGGGUCUUUUACGCGAGGCGGAACGUAUGUUUAAGGGGGCGCUCACAAUUCAGGAAAAUGUCGCAGAUGUCAUGCGACUCGCGAAGGUGUUUACGAAGAUGGAUCAACCCCUCAAAGCACUGGAUCUGCUUUCCGAAGCCUCGAAGAAAAAUCCCAUGGAUCAUCACCUCCUCCUUCACAUGGCACGCCUGUACGAUCAGCUGCAGGAUGCGGAGAAGUCGUGCCAGUUAUACCGCCGUGUGUUGCAGUUGGAUAGUAGCAACAUGGAGUCCAUUGCCUGCAUUGCGGCGUAUAUGUUUUACGAAAAAAAGCAACCGGAGAUUGCGUUGCGUUUGUACCGUCGUCUUUUGCAAAUGGGCGUGCAGACAACCGAGCUCUGGAACAAUUUAGGUCUUUGUUGCUUCUACAGCUCCCAGUACGAUAUCGCCCUCAGUUGUCUGCAGCGAGCCGUAGCCAUCUCGACGGAGGACGAGACGUUGGCAGAUGUGUGGUAUAACAUUGGGCAUAUUGGAAUUGGCACCGGCGACUUGGGCCUUGCGCACCGCGCAUUUAAAGUUGCCCUGGGCGCUAACCCCCGUCACGCCGAAGCGCUCAACAAUCUUGCGGUGCUGAAUUUAAAUAUAGGUCAAGUGGACCAGGCCAUGAAUGAUCUUGCCAUGGCCAUUGAAGUAUCGCCAGAACAGCAUGAACCGCUUUACAACUUCGCCCUCCUUGCGUUUAAAGCGGGGAAUUUUGAGAAGGCGUAUAAACUGCUGACGCAGGCACUGGAAGCAUGUCCGGAUCACCCUGAGAGUGCCUUACUCCAAGCAACACUACGAAAAUCGUUAGCGACGUUGUGA
Messenger RNA from Trypanosoma cruzi, 1986 nucleotides. RefSeq lists its product as uncharacterized. Gene Ontology annotation, cellular component: ciliary basal body; BBSome; non-motile cilium. The transcript has a single exon. Lineage: Eukaryota; Euglenozoa; Kinetoplastea; Trypanosomatida; Trypanosomatidae. The coding region runs from base 1 to 1986 and encodes 661 amino acids. Gene Ontology annotation, molecular function: protein binding. Gene Ontology annotation, biological process: non-motile cilium assembly. The record is from RefSeq and is a predicted model, not a curated record.